Molecule: messenger RNA, 3610 nt
Organism: Naegleria gruberi
Lineage: Eukaryota; Heterolobosea; Eutetramitea; Acrasida; Naegleriidae
Product: pyruvate carboxylase
Exons: 7
Coding region: 1-3603 (1200 amino acids)
Biological process (GO): pyruvate metabolic process; gluconeogenesis
Cellular component (GO): cytoplasm
Molecular function (GO): metal ion binding; pyruvate carboxylase activity; ATP binding
Source: RefSeq, a predicted model, not a curated record
AUGAAGAAAGUUUGUUUAUCCAAGUCAACUUCAUCCUCUACCUCUGCCAAACUCAAUUUUGCUAUUCAAAAGCAUAAGAAGAAUGGUAAUUCAUCUUCAAUCUUUAACAGAUCUACUCCAAUUUCCUUCUCCAACACUGACUAUAUUCAACAAUUAUAUCGUCAAUAUGGAACCACAAGAAUCUCCUUGAAGGAAUUUGAAAAGUUGCUUGUGGCCAACAGAGGUGAAAUUGCCACGAGAAUUUUACGUUCUGCCCACGAAAUUGGUUGCAGAACUGUUUCGAUUUAUGCAAAACAAGAUGCUUCCUCUGUGCAUCGUUACAAAGCAGAUGAAAGUUACUUGAUCGGAAAGGACAAGGAAUUAGGUCCAGUUGAAGCUUACUUGAGCAUUGAUGAGAUUAUUAAAAUUGCCAAGGAGAAUGGAGUUGAUGCCAUUCACCCUGGUUAUGGAUUUCUUUCAGAGAGAGCUGAUUUUGCACGUGCUUGUUCUGAAAAUGGUAUUCAAUUCAUUGGUCCAACUGCUGAUGUUGUUGAAUCUUUUGGUGACAAGACAAGAGCUAGAAAGGUUGCUACUGAUAUUGGAAUUCCUGUUGUUCCUGGAACUCCAACUGCAGUAACAAGUAUUGCAGAAGCCAAAACCUUCUGCUCCCAAAUUUCCUUCCCAGUCAUUUUGAAAGCUGCCAUGGGAGGUGGUGGAAGAGGUAUGAGAGUUGUUUCCAAAAUGGAAGAUUUAGAAGAAGCAUUCCAAAGAGCUUCCUCUGAAGCUUUGAAUGCUUUUGGUUCUUCAGCAAUUUUCAUUGAAAAGUUUGUUGAAAAGCCACGUCACAUUGAGGUUCAAAUCUUGGCCGAUAAGUUUGGAAAUGUUGUUCACUUGUACGAAAGAGAUUGUUCAGUGCAAAGAAGACAUCAAAAAGUUGUUGAAAUUGCUCCAGCUCCACAUUUGAAUCCUCAAGUGAGAGAAAAGAUUUUGGCUGAUGCUGUUCGUCUUGCUCGCCACGUCAAGUAUCAAAAUGCAGGAACAUUUGAGUUUUUAGUCGAUUCUAAUGGAAAGGAUUAUUACUUUAUUGAAGUCAAUCCACGUCUUCAAGUCGAACACACUGUUACUGAAGAAAUUACAGGUGUUGACAUUGUCCGUUCUCAAAUCUUAAUUGCCGAAGGAAAGAGUUUGGACGAAAUUGGUUUAAAACAAGAAAGCAUUUCAGUCAGAGGUUCUGCCAUUCAAUGUAGAGUUACCACUGAAGAUCCAUUGAAUGGAUUCCAACCAGAUACUGGUGUAUUGGAAGCUUUCAGAACUGGUGAAGGUAUGGGUAUUCGUUUGGAUAUUGGUUCUGGUUAUGUUGGAUCAAAGAUUACACCAUUCUAUGAUUCGCUCCUUGUCAAGGUCAUUGGUAAAGGUCUCACUCAUGAAGAAGCUUCCAACAAAUUGAGACGUGCCUUGGCUGAAUUCAGAAUUCGUGGUGUCAAACACAAUAUUCCAUUCUUGCAAAAGGUCUUAUCUCAUGAAAAGUUCUUAAAUGGUUAUGUUGACACCUCAUUCAUUGAUACUAACCCAGAACUCUUCCAAUUCUCAUCCAGUGGUAACAGAGCUCAAAAGCUCUUAUCAUUCUUGGCUGAAAAUGUUGUCAAUGGACCAACUACAUUACUCGUCACUGAUUUGGAACCAUCCAAGAAGAAUCCAACUGUUCCAAAGACACCUACUGGUGCUCCUCCACGUGGCUGGAAACAAGUUCUCGAUGAACAAGGUCCUGAAGCAUUUGCAAAGGCCAUUCGUGAUAGAAGUGAAUUGCUCAUUACUGACACAACCAUGAGAGAUGCUCACCAAAGUUUAUUGGCAACUCGUGUCAGAACCAGAGAUUUAAUGUCUAUUGCUCCAUAUACUGCUCACGCCAUGUCAGAUUGUCUUUCAUUGGAAAUGGGAGGUGGUGCAACCUUUGAUGUUUGUUUGAACUUUUUGAGAGAAUGUCCAUUCGAAAGAUUGGCUAAGUUGAGAGAAGCCAUUCCUAACAUUCCAUUCCAAAUGUUAUUCAGAGGUGCAAAUGCUGUUGGUUACACUGCUUAUCCAGAUAAUGUUGUUUACAAAUAUUGUAAGAAAACAGUUGAACAUGGUAUGGACAUUUUCAGAAUCUUUGACUCAUUGAACUAUGUUCCAAAUAUGGAGUUGGGUAUUGAUGCUGUUGGUAGCGCUGGUGGCGUUAUUGAAGCAGCCAUUAGUUAUACAGGAGAUGUCAGUGAUCCUAAAAAGUCCAAGUAUAAUUUGGAAUAUUAUUUGAAAGUUGCCAGAUCACUUGUUGAAAAGGGAGUUCACAUUUUGUGUAUCAAAGACAUGGCUGGUUUGUUGAGACCUAGUGCAGCAACCUUAUUGAUUGGUGCUUUGAGAAAGGAAUUCCCACACAUUCCAAUUCAUCUUCACACUCACGAUACUGCAGGAACUGGUGUUGCUACUUUAUUGGCAGCUGCUGAAGCUGGUGCUGAUAUUGUUGACGCUGCUAUUGAUAGCAUGUCAGGAUUGACUAGUCAACCUAGUUUGGGAGCUAUUGUUGCUUCAUUGAAGAACACUCCAUUGGAUACUAAAUUGGAUUUGGGUAAACUCUCCAAAGUUUCUGAUUAUUGGGAACAAGCCAGAGGAUUGUAUGCUCCAUUCGAAUGUACUACUACUUUGCGUUCUGGUUCUAGUGAUGUUUAUGUCCAUGAAAUUCCAGGAGGUCAAUAUACCAAUUUGAAUGCUCAAGUUUAUUCCAUCAAUGGUUCACUUGAUGGAUUCCCUAAGGUUAAGGAAUCAUAUGAAAUUGCCAAUAGAUUAUUGGGAGAUAUCAUCAAGGUCACACCAAGUAGUAAGGUUGUCGGUGAUUUGGCUCAAUUCAUGGUUCAAAACAACUUGGCUGAAAAGGAUGUUAUUGAAAAGGCCGAUCAAUUUAAAUUGGGUAUUCCAUAUGGUGGUUUCCCAGAACCUUUGAGAACCAAGGUUAUGAGAGGAAAACCAUCCAUUGAAGGAAGACCAGGUGCUAGCAUGCCAGAUUUUGACUUUGUCAAGUUGAAGGACAAGUUGAAGAAGGAUUUGGAUUAUGAUGCCUCUGAAGAAGAUUUGAUUUCUUCAUCUCUCUUCCCAAAGGUAUUUGAGGAAUAUGUUCAAUUCAAACAACAAUAUGGUGAGGUCACUAAUUUGGGAACUCGUCAAUACUUUAAGGGAAUUAAAGUUGGUGAAGAAACUGAAGUUGAAUUAGAAAAGGGUAAAGUCUUACAUAUCAAAUUGAAGGCCAUUGGAGAAGUUGGAAGUGAUGGUAAGAGAGAAGUUUUCUUUGAAGUAAAUGGUCAAUCACGUCUUGUUUUGGUUCAAGAUAAGAAACUCUCCAAGACUAUUCAAAUCAGAUCAAAGGCCAAUAAGAAGGAUCCAAAUGAAAUUGGAGCACCAAUGCCAGGUAAAGUUAUUGACAUUAAAGUCAAGGAAGGUGAUAAGGUCAAGAAGGGAGAUACUUUAUUGGUCCAAAGUGCCAUGAAGAUGGAAACUCAAGUCAAGUGUAACUUUGAUGGUAUUAUCAAAUCACUUGGUGUUAAGGUUGGUGAUGAAGUUCAAGGUGGAGAUUUGUUAUGUAUUGUUUCUCAAUAAAUUAUUA